Aspergillus oryzae RIB40 is the source of this 465-nucleotide messenger RNA. Its product is annotated as GFA family protein. The coding region runs from base 1 to 465 and encodes 154 amino acids. The transcript is spliced from 2 exons. Gene Ontology annotation, molecular function: carbon-sulfur lyase activity. NCBI's taxonomy places the organism in Eukaryota, Fungi, Ascomycota, Eurotiomycetes, Eurotiales, Aspergillaceae. The record is from RefSeq and is a predicted model, not a curated record.
AUGGCCGAAAUAACCCCACAACCACCCACAAUCAACGGAUCCUGUCUCUGUGGAACAAUCAAAUACCACAUCACCGGAAGCCCAGCCCUCAAGAUACUCUGCUACUGCCAAAACUGUCGGAAAUCGACCGGGUCGUUGGGGAUGGCCAACAGCAUAUAUCACCGCUCGAAUCUAACCAUAUCCCAAGGCCACGAUACACUUCGCACAUACAAGGAUAGCGCAACUGAUAGCGGCUCACCUGUUGACAGGUCAUUCUGCGGGAAUUGCGGGUCGAAUCUCUUCUGCGAGAACAAGGAGAAGGGGCCGGGACUUGUGAUCGUGACAUCGGGUACGAUGGAUUUGGAGGAUGGACAAUCUUGGCAGCCGGUGAUGGAGUUUUAUUGCAAGGAUAAGAAGACUUGGUUGGAGACGAACCUGGAGACGAAGAAGUUUGAAACUGUUCCGGCGGCGUUAGAAAAUCUGUGA